AAGGCAAACAGCUCACAUACAUAAACCUGCUGCAGGCUGCUUCUCCGCACAUUCACAGCUCAACUGAACUUGGCGCUGGUUUGCCUCUCAAGAGAGACACACCUCCUCGGAAGCUCACAGAGAAAGACGUGCCUUCUGUCUCGGAGUGUCGCUGUCACGCCUGCAUACAUACACUGUAUACAUAGAUAUAUAUAUAUAUAUCCCUUGACAUUCAAGAGCACACACACACACACACACACACACGCUGUUUUACACCACACAGCUAGCGGAGUGCCAGAGGGGAAAGGAAAAAAUGAAUGUGAAGAUUUUCACGCUGGUGAUUUUGAUCUUUGUGUCCAUGCUGUACCCUGUCAGUGGUGGGCCUGUGGCCGCCCCAGAGGAGAGCAAGGACCUAGAGGAAGGAGGGAGCAUCAGGAAGCAACAGAAUGCAGUGCGGAGCGCAUCGGGUCACAGGCAGGCCAGCUGGAGAAGGGGCCGGCGCCCACGACCCCGCCUCUCACACAAGGGGCCCAUGCCAUUCUAGAUCAGGCACGGCUGAGAACACCCUCCCCCAGUUUCGUUUCCCUUGCUCUUCCUUGCCUCGGGGGGGCCUUGCAAUGGGGGCCUAGUCUGGCCUAAAGAGGAGGGUCCUCGACUGCGCCUCCCUGUUUUUCAAGCAACUUUUCGUCUGCCCAGAAGGACAAGCUGCUUCUCUGACAUGAGGGGGCCAAAGCUGCAAGAAUGUCUCUCUUUAUUUUUGUCUUGCUUCUAGAGACCUUUACUUUGCCUCUUUGUAACUCUUCUUGCAUGACGUGUGGCUAAACAGGACCCUUUCUAAGUCAGUGUUAGUCUUAAAGACACUUUAAGAAGGUGUGGUAGCCUGCUUCGGGUUUCGAAUUAAAGGUGGUAGUCCAUUUUCUAACUCGUGGGCUUUCAAAAUCAGUGUUGUUUUUUGAGCUUAAGAUAUUGUGUUGAUUUGAAUCCAAAUUCUGGAUAACACACUAUAGCUGUAAGCAGGAAUCCUGUGUUUGACAAGGCACAGCCAUGUUGUGCAAUGCUGCAUACGGUCCCUAUUAACACCACCACAAAAUCUACAGUUUUCAUUUGUAGCACAUCCAUGAAAAAUGAAAACAAACAGACCUGAAGGAUAUCGCUGUCAACUGCUGAGAUUAAAUUAGACCAAAAUAAAACUGUUCAAUCACUAGACACGUCAACCAGCCCCCUUUCCCUUCACAGUGCCUGCAAUCUGACCAGCUGGCUUUUGGAUUCUGAAUGCCCAGAAAGUUACGGACUGUUACCUUUAACUGAAGGGACACUGUGCCUUCACACCAUACUGCACAUUGUUUUGUGUUCUCAGGGUGCUGUGUUAGAAGCCGACACCAGAGCUUUCUCUGUUCUGUGCAUUCAUCUAUAUAAUAUAUAUAUAUAUAUAUAUAUAUAUAUAUAUAUAUAUAUAUAUAUAUAUAUAUAUAUGUAUAUUUACAUGUAUAUCUUCUUGGCUGUGUGUAAACCACUUGCUUCAUCAAUGUAAUGUAAUGUAAUGUCACAGAAGAGGCAGCUGAGAUGGCAGGAGUGCACCAACAGGGGGCGCCCAGCGUUCGGAGUGUUUUUAGCGCUCAUGAUUUCAAUGCCAGUAAACUCACGCUUUUGAGUCUGAUGGGUGUCUGACAGCAUUACUGAAAUACAAACAUUUAGAGCUGUUCUGUCUAAAUAAUGUCAUCUGAAGGAAAGUCAAAAUGCUCAGCAUGUCUCUAAAGAAAGAGAAGCUUUAAUGUGCCUUUCCCAGCCAGGAUACAGAGUACAUGACACCCUCGUGGUAGUAACACCCCAGGUCUAGCUAGCCUUCAUAAUAUUCAUUUAAGACAAAGCUAAAAUUGUAUUAAUUUUCCUCUUUAAAAUAAAUAUCCGGAACUGAUUCCGACCUCGGAAUCAAUAUAAAUUCAAGUAAAGGCUGCCUCGUGGUUUUGUUUGGAAAGCACUGGUCCGUCUGUAGUGAGGGAGCUGGGAAAAGCCUCAAGAACAGCACCAAGUCUUCAGUAGAUGAAGACAGAAGGUUUAUGGAAGGUGAAGGUGGAGGAGGAGAGGGGGGGAGUGUGACAGACUACAGACAGAUUAUACUAUUUCAUUUUUCACUGUUUGUUUCUUGAAUGUAUUUAAAUCAGCUGCACAGGCUGCCUGGGGGGACUUGAAAUUAGCCCCCCCCCCCCCCCCC
This is a messenger RNA of Polyodon spathula (Mississippi paddlefish), 2191 nucleotides long. Its product is annotated as apelin-like. Gene Ontology annotation, molecular function: hormone activity; apelin receptor binding. Gene Ontology annotation, biological process: signal transduction. Bases 293 to 523 code for a protein of 76 amino acids. The transcript is spliced from 3 exons. Lineage: Eukaryota; Metazoa; Chordata; Actinopteri; Acipenseriformes; Polyodontidae. The record is from RefSeq and is a predicted model, not a curated record.